GUCUUAAAUGAGAAACUACACGAAUGUGUGAUCCAUUCAUUUCACUUCCCUGAGAGCGAUCGGUUGCGCGAGGAGCUUCUGCAAGAGGAUAUAUAAGGCAAAGGAAAAGCAAGAUGAUUCUGAUAUUGCUGACACUUCUGCUAUUCACGAGUGGCUCUGUCGUUGAACUAAAGUCUGGCUUCAUUGGACAGGAUGUACUUUUACCUUGUAUUUGUUCUAAUGACCCCGACGAACUGAUAUGGCAGAAUGGCAAUGUAAUUGUGAAUGGUUAUUCAAAAGAUGAAAUCAUCAUCGAUGCUUUCUACAAGGACAGAACACAACUCUUCCUGAAUAAUGAGAAAGGAAACUGCUCCCUGCUGCUGCUUAACAUUACUUUGAAAGAUGAAGGAGUUUAUACCUGUCAUCUCAUAGUCAGUGUUAGCCCUAGAGUCUCGAAAACUACAAAACUAAAAGUUAAUCUAACAGUGUCCGAAAAGGCCUCUACACACGAUUAUCGGAAUGAACCAAGUAGAGAGGAAUCUGCCACAGCCGUCUCUAUUAGUGUUCCCAUACUAGUAGUGGCAGGUUUACUGGCUAUUGUGCUUCUGGUCCUACUGUUAAGAAGACGACACCGGAGAAACAAUGACACUUAUGUACCAGCCCAGAACAAAAUACCAGAAGAAGUGUGACCUGGCGUGGAGGUAUAAUGGACUAAACUGUAAAUGUGGGGUUCUUUACCACAACAUGGACAGUAUGAGGCCUGAGGCAUGAAUAUAUGCCUUUAUAAAUGGGCAUUACGAAGAGGUGGAUACUGAGUCGGGAUGACCGUCGCAAUGCCUUCAGUUGCAGCACUGUUACUCGACCACCACUGACUUGUGAAUACACUGUGAAUAUUGUAAGCAUUACAGUUUUGUAAAUAGGAAAGAUUCUUCUUGUAGGAAUCGUCUUUAUUCAUUCUUUGAAGAACAGAUGUAACAGGUGGAGGAUGUGCAGAUGAGGCAAAUGGGUGGUCUUAGUUUUAGGCUUUUCAGAUCACCUUGUUUAUUAUUCGUAAGCAUACUGCAGUCAUUUAUUAAGCACAUAUCAUGUAAGCAUCUUUACAUUUACUCCUGUAUAGGUUGUCUUUUUCAUUUAUGUGGAAGAAAUUUAUGGCAGUCCCUAUGGGAAAUGUUUGCUUUUUUACUGUAUUUAAUUUCAUUUACUUUUAAAUGAAUUCUGUGCUUCAAACCUGCUGAGGCAAUAAAACUUUCACAUAUA
Messenger RNA from Danio rerio (zebrafish), 1236 nucleotides. The record is from RefSeq and is a predicted model, not a curated record. NCBI's taxonomy places the organism in Eukaryota, Metazoa, Chordata, Actinopteri, Cypriniformes, Danionidae.